AUUAUGUUGGAAUUAACUAUUAUAUUUUAUUUUUUAGAAUAAUGUAGGAUAAAUGUACCAUAAAUAUGAGCAGAAUAUUGUGGAAUCCACUCUUUUCAAACUCAAUAUCAACAAUUUCCAGAAAAACCUGUAAUAAAUCAAUUUGUUCAUACAAUACUUGGCAUAAGAUAUGUAAAUAUAAAUAUGUUUUUUCAUCUGGCUCCUUUAAAGACCAGAGAAAUAAUCCUACACAAUCUUUUUUUUACAAUAAAAGGAAUAUUAAAUAUAUACAUACAUCUCCAACUAGAUAUACAAACGAUCCUUAUUCUGUACUUGGUGUUAGCAGAAAUGCUACAAACGAAGAAAUAAAAAGGAAAUUCAGAGAACUGGCUAAAAAAUACCACCCAGAUCUGAACCCUUCUCCGGAUGCUAAACAGAAAAUGGCUCAAAUAACAAGCGCAUAUGAAUUAUUAUCGGAUCCUAAAAAGAGAAAAAUCUAUGAUCAAACGGGAAUGCAAACAGAGGACCCAGGAUUCGAUCCUUCAGCGGGAGGAUUUGGUGGAUUUUCUGGAUUUGGAGAUUCAUCUUUCAUGUUCACGGAUUUCGCAGAGAUGUUUUCUAGAAUGGCCUCUGGAACUGGAGCAGGUUCGUCAUUUACGGGGUCUUCAAGAGGAGAAGAUAUCCAGACUGAAAUAACAAUUAGUUUUAUGGAAGCCAUUCGAGGUUGUACUAAGAAUAUAACAGUUCCAGCAAGAGUUUCAUGUAAUGAAUGCCAUGGAUUAGGAAGACAGCCAGGGACUUCAGUAGAUGUAUGUAAAGUAUGCAAUGGAACAGGAGUUCAAAGAAUGGAAAGAGGACCAAUUAUAAUAGGAGUACCAUGUAGAACCUGUAACGGCAGUGGUCAAGUAGUACCUCACCCUUGCAAAGCCUGUGGAGGCUCAGGAGAUAGAGCGCAAACAAAAUCAGUCAGUGUGGAUUUACCUCCAGGUGUAAGAAAUGGAAUGCAAAUGAGAAUCCCAAAUCAAGGCCACGUUGGAGUGAGAGGUGGUAAAAGUGGUCACUUAUUUGUCAAUAUAAACAUACAACCGCAUCAUAUAUUUAAGUGGAUUGAUGAUGAUAUACAUGUACACGUUCCAAUAUCACUUAAACAAUGUCUCUUGGGAGGUAACAUAUCAAUUCCAACCUUAGAUGGGUCAACCACAGUUACACUUCAGCCAAAUUCUCAGCCUUUUUUUGUUAAAACCUUGAAGAAUAAAGGUCCGCCAAAAGUUGAUAGCAGAAAUAAUGGAAAUUUGAUAAUACACUUCGAACUCAAACUUCCAGAAGUUCUAUCUGCCAACCAAAAGGAGCUGAUUGAGCAAUUUGAUAAAGAUACUAUUAAUGAGCCAAAAACUAAAAAUGAAAAUUUCACAAAUGAAGAUUCCUUCAAGUGGUGGAAAAGAGUCGUUUCUAACAAGUACUAGCCUUCCUCUAGGUUGAUGUUGUGUAAAUAAUGUAGUGCCUAAAAUA
Messenger RNA from Theileria parva strain Muguga, 1488 nucleotides. It is a transcript of the gene dnaJ, whose product is annotated as chaperone protein DnaJ. Lineage: Eukaryota; Apicomplexa; Aconoidasida; Piroplasmida; Theileriidae. Gene Ontology annotation, molecular function: heat shock protein binding; ATP binding. Gene Ontology annotation, biological process: response to heat; protein refolding. Gene Ontology annotation, cellular component: cytoplasm. The transcript has 6 exons. The coding region runs from base 66 to 1442 and encodes 458 amino acids. The record is from RefSeq and is a predicted model, not a curated record.